GGCGGGGCUGGGCCUGGCGCCACGCGGAGCCGCCCCGCCGCGCCGCCCCCGAGGCAGCACGCGCGGUCGGAGCCCGGCUGCCAAGCUGUCGCGCCCUCACCUGGGUUCCCCGGCCCCCGACUUCGGGUUUGCGGGCGGCGCGUCCGAGGAGACGGCUGGCGCGUGGGGACGGCGGUGACCUCGGGCCGCCCGCCCGGCGCAGAUGGCUCAGGCGAGGAUCAGCGCUAAGGCCAACGAGGGCCGCUUCUGCCGCUCCUCGUCCAUGGCCGACCGCUCCAGCCGCUUGCUCGAGAGCCUGGACCAGCUGGAGCUCAGGGUGGAGGCUCUGCGGGAGGCGGCCACGGCCGUGGAGCAGGAGAAGGAGGUGCUUCUAGAGAUGAUCCACAGCAUCCAGAACAGCCAGGACAUGCGGCAGAUCAGUGACGGAGAACGAGAAGAAUUAAAUCUGACUGCGAACCGUCUGAUGGGACGAACCCUGACUGUGGAGGUUUCAGUAGAAACAAUUAGGAGUCCCCAGCAGCAGGAGUCCCUCAAGCACGCCACGCGGAUCAUCGAUGAGGUGGUCAGCAAGUUUCUGGACGACCUGGGAAACGCCCGGAGUCACCUGAUGUCGCUGUACAGCGCGUGUUCCUCCGAGGUGCCUGCGGGGCCAGUGGACCAAAAGUUCCAGUCCAUUGUGAUCGGCUGUGCUCUCGAGGAUCAGAAGAAAAUUAAGAGACGACUAGAGACCCUGCUUAGGAACGUUGAAAACUCUGACAAGACCAUCAAGCUGCUGGAGCAUUCUAAAGGAGCUGCUUCCAAAACGCUGCAGCAGAACGCUGAAGCCAGAUUCAACUAGUGUUCAAACCUAACAGUCCUUAUAAACAAUCAUGUAAAAACGAUAAAGAACUAUCUUAAAUGAUAAUAGUUGUGUAUGUCAUAUAUAAUUCAUUUGAUACUGAUAGUUAUUUCUGAAGAACAAAAUAUCUCAGUGUUGUUAGUUUUGUGAAUAACAAAAUUAGAAAUAUUUUGAUUACCUUUCUAGAAGUUUUUAGAUUGAAUUCUUGUCUUCUACUAGGAUCUAGCACCCCCUAUAUAUCUAUAUUUUACUAUUCUGUGGAUAACAGCAUGUGGGGAAACGAGUGCUUGGCUAGGGGCAGAAGCAUUAUGGUUAUCUCCUGGACUUUGUCUACAGACACAUGGGCACAGAGGGCUUUCGGCUGACCAGACAGCCUGUUCCUAAAGCAGCCACACAGUGACUGACCGCGCCUCUGCCGUGAGCCCGGCAGUGAGCUUGGAGGGAUGGGAGGGAACCUUCGCUACAUCACAUCACCCUCAUUCAGCAGGUUUUUAGUCAUCUGUAUCAAAUUAUUUUGAACUUAAAGACUUACGCAACUCCUAAUAUGCAUUUCUUGGUAAGACGUGAAAACAUGACAUAAGAUGGGAGACUCCACCUCUGAUUUUGCCACUCUACUACUUCAUCCACUUUAUCUGUUUCAAAAUGCAUCAUUUCUUUAAAGUUUUAAUCAUUAAAGAAAUAUGUUGUAAUUUGCCUUUAAAAAGAAAAAUGCUGUUUUAAAGUUUGCUUUUAAUUCUCAACCUAAAAACCUUUAUCCUGUGUAGUUAUACAAUUUGCCUCCCAUUCCACUUACUGAACGUUUAGGUGGUUUCCAGUUUGUUGGUUAUCAAUGCAACAGAUUUAUGCACACCGAGCUUUUCCCUUCUUUUGUUUCCGAUUUUCUUUAUAUAAAUUCCUAGCAACUGGUUUUACUGAGUCAAAGGGUGUAUGCAUUUUCAUGGCUUGAUAUGUUUCCAAAGUUUUUUGUAUGAGAGUUAUAUCAAUUUAUAUGUCUUCAAUAAUUAAAAAGUGGCUGUUUCACUGAAAA
Molecule: messenger RNA, 1865 nt
Organism: Bubalus bubalis (water buffalo)
Lineage: Eukaryota; Metazoa; Chordata; Mammalia; Artiodactyla; Bovidae
Gene: BAG2
Product: BAG cochaperone 2
Exons: 3
Coding region: 203-838 (211 amino acids)
Biological process (GO): protein stabilization
Molecular function (GO): adenyl-nucleotide exchange factor activity; protein-folding chaperone binding
Source: RefSeq, a predicted model, not a curated record